AUGUCCUGCCGCUCCUACCACGUCCACUCUGGAGCCGGGGCCGUGCGAAGCUUCGGCUCUUGCUCCGCCGUGAUCCCGAGGAACGGGAUGAGAUGCACCGUGAGCUCCGCUUCGUGCUGGGGAGGCAGCGGCGCUGGGUACCGCGGCCUGGGAUACGUCACCAGCAGAAGCGUGGGCAGCAACGUCACCUACAAACCUAGGAUGGCCAUCGGCAGCUACCACCCGUUGCAGCUCGGCUACGGCAUCCCCGGCAUGGGAAUGGGCUACGGAGGCGCUGGCUUUGGCUACAGAGUUGGUGCAGCCCCAGGAGCCCAGACCCCCAUUGCCCAGGUCACAGUCAACGAGCAUCUGCUCCAGCCGCUCAAACUGGAGGUGGACCCAAACCUCCAGUCCGUGAAGUACCAGGAAAAGGAGCAGAUCAAGACCCUCAACAACAAGUUUGCGUCUUUCAUUGACAAGGUCCGAUUCCUGGAGCAGCAGAACAAGGUGCUGGAGACCAAAUGGAGGUUCCUGCAGGAUCAAAAACGUUGUAGGAGCAAGAUUGAGCCCAUGUUUGAAACUUAUCUCAGCAACCUGAAGAACCAGCUGGAUGUUCUGGGAAGUGACAAAGCCAAGCUGGAAACAGAACUGAGCAACGUGCAGGAUAUCUUGGAAGAUUACAAGAAAAAGUAUGAGGAGGAAAAUCACCGGCGAAUGUGUGCCGAAAAUGAGUUUGUUCUGCUCAAAAAGGAUGCGGACGGUGCCUAUAUGAUCCAAGCUGACCUGCAAGCCAAGGUGGAGUCCCUCAUUGCAGAGAUCAGCUUCCUGAGGAGCCUGUAUGAGAUGGAAAUGGCUCAGCUGCAAGGAUCCAUCCCGGACACCUCUGUUAUUGUGCAAAUGGACAACAGCCGAGGCUUAAACAUGGAUGACAUCAUCGCUGAUGUCAGAGCUCAGUAUGAGGACAUUGCCAAGAGAAGCCGGGCUGAUGCAGAGUCCUGGUACUACAGCAAGUAUGAGGAACUGAGAGAAACCGCUGGCAAACAUGACGACAGCUUGCACAACACAAAGAAUGAAAUUAUGGAAUUGAAUCGGAUGAUUCAGAGACUGAAUGGAGAACUUGAAAGCACCAAAGCCCAGAGAUGCAAACUGGAAGGAGCCAUUGCUGAGGUGGAGGAGCAAGGGGAAGUGGCCAUCAAGGAUGCAAAGUGCAAACUCUCCGAGCUGGAGGCCGCUCUGCAGAAGGCGAAGCAGGACAUGGCCUGUCAGCUCCGCGAGUACCAGGAGCUCAUGAACGUCAAGCUGGCCCUGGACAUCGAGAUCGCGACCUACAGGAAGCUGCUGGAGGGAGAGGAGAGCAGGUGA
Tinamus guttatus (white-throated tinamou) is the source of this 1341-nucleotide messenger RNA. Its product is annotated as keratin, type II cytoskeletal cochleal. Gene Ontology annotation, cellular component: keratin filament. Gene Ontology annotation, biological process: keratinization; intermediate filament organization. Lineage: Eukaryota; Metazoa; Chordata; Aves; Tinamiformes; Tinamidae. Gene Ontology annotation, molecular function: structural constituent of skin epidermis. The record is from RefSeq and is a predicted model, not a curated record.